GUCACAGAGAGAACAGUUCACUUAAAUGCAGCUGCAGUAUUUUUGUGUGAUACCUGUCAGAAUCAUUCCCAGUGCGAGGUUGGGUUUGUGACCAUGAUGUCAAGAUUUGUCUGUCUUCUUUUCUGUGGAUAUAUUGCACUAAACCUGGGAAAUGCUCAGAAAUUGCCAAGAGUGAAAAGGCAGAGUCUGAAGGUUCAGAUCAAUGCAACAGAUGACACCGUUUGCAUGAGAUAUCUCCGACCAAGUCAAAACACCAAACUAGAAGGUUUUGUCCUGGGUUAUGGAAGCAACUUCUUUUCUAAUCAGUACAUUCCUUUACCUUCAGAAGGAAAAAACUAUGUAACAGAACUUGAUGCAGAGCCACGGUAUUUGGUUUCAGUAAGACCAGCACGUGUUUCAAACAAGAAAUCUUGUUCAGGUCGGACCAAGACACAAAAGCCUCUGCAGCUGGUAGUUGGCACUCUCACCCCAACCUCUGUGUUUCUCUCUUGGGGCAUUCUAGUCAACCCUCAACAUGACUGGACAGCAACAAACAACUGUGCUAGUGACAGAUUCUAUACAGUUCGCUACAGAGAAAAGGGUAAAGACAAAAAAUGGGUUUUUCAGCUCUGCCCAGUUACAGAGACUGUGAUUGACAAUUUGAAGCCAAACACACAGUAUGAAUUUGGAGUUAAAGACAACGUAGAGGAUAGUAUUUGGAGCAAGACUUUCAAUCAUAAGACAGUUCUCUCUAAUAAAAAAGUAAAUGGGCAAUUCCAGAAUAUGUACAAGUUGGUACCCAAUUCCCAAACACAGCUUAUAUUGAGUGAUAAUAAGAGGUUGGUCCCAGUCACAAUAAUCAAACAAGUUAUUCAAAAUCGGACGCAGCCAAAAACACCAGACAGUUCUUCUCUCCCAGGAGCAAUAUUAGUGCACCUUAUUGUUCCAGGCCUCAAUGAAAGUCAGCAGAAACUUCCUCCUCUCCUUACAAUAGAUGGCUUAUCUCCAGCAUCCAGGAAAAAACUGGCUCAGAAUGAAACUGGAAUAUGGCCUGCUGAAUCCAAAACACCAGAAGUUCAAGAAAUCUCCCCACAGUCCCUUCCAGCUCAGGCUGAGAAAACACAUGGACCUGAAGAAUUUAAAUCAACGCCUAAACCCAAAUUGGUGCAAACUCAAAACAUACCGGCUACUCAGAGUCCAGCCUUGAAACCCAUAACUCUACCUUCUGCAGAAGCCAGAGAGAUGGAAAUGGAUUUAGGUGAAAGGAAGACUCUUCCUUCAAGAUCCACAACAUCUGGCAUACCAGAAAUGCCACCAAUCUCAUCUGCACCCAAGAGACCAGCCCUGGAAUCGACCUUGUCUGCUUCACCAGAAACCACAAGGAUGGCUACUCGAAGACCAAGGCUGAAGUCCACCACUCCUUCCUCCCUGGCAACCAAGCAAACUGUGAUGGCCUCCCAUGACUUUCUUCAUGUUACUUCCACUCCCCAAACUUCCACAUCUGCAAAAAUGUCAGAUCGAGAGACUGCUACCCAGGGACCAAGCCUGAAAUUCACUUCUCAUCCCUCCACGGAAACCAGAGGGAGCAUGAUUGCUUUGGAUGAAAAUCAGCACAUUUCCUCAACAUCUGAAACAUCUGGCAUUCAAGAAAUGCCAUCAGCUGUACCUGCUCUCCCAAGACCAGUCCUGGAGCCCACAACUUUUCCAUUCCUGAAAACCACGAGGACAGUGAAGGUUACUCAGAGACCAAAGCUGAAACCUACUUCCCCUCACUUUGCAAGCCAAGGAACAGUGGAUGCUUCACUGGACUCUAAUCAUAUUACUUUCCUGUCCCAAACAUCUGCAUCUGCAGAAAUAUCAAAAAUAGAGACUGCUACAAGUUCAACUGACCUGGAAAAAUCUGUGCCUUCACUUUCCAGAACACCUCAUGUGUUAACAACAGCUACGGUUUUCAGUGAUAUUCAGCCUGUUUUUUCAAGCCCUGUGACACCUAGUAAGCCUGAAAUAGCAGGUCCUGGACCAGCAGCAACAAGUGAAUCCAUUCUGGAAUCUUUCACACCUAAAACUUCUCGUCCUUUUCAAUGGCCAAGGGUAACAUUAGCUCCAAAAGAAAUACCACUUAUUCCUUCUAAACUGAAACCAUCUGCUACCCCAGAAGUACAGGAUGUGAAACCUGCUCCUAAACCACCACUUUUGAAGCCUAAAACUUCUCAGACUGUUGAGCCACCAAGAGCAACACUAGCUCCUAAAGAGGCAAAACUCACACCUUCUACAUCUAAACCUAGACCAUCUGCCAGACCCAAAAAGCCACGAACUAAACCUGCAGCAACCAUUCCAGUGUCAGUCACUACUAGGAGUCCCUACACAUAUGAACAUCCAAAGACUGCAGAGGUCCUGGAUCCUAUUACACUUAGAAUUGAACCACCAAGGCCAACGAUAGCUCCAAGGGAGACUCAACGUGUUCCUUCCAAACCUAAAACUUCACCCAAACCUCAUAUCCCACAAGCCAAAGAUGUCCUGGAAUCCAUAACAUUUAGAACUGAACAACUAAAACCAACAAUAGUCCCUAAGGAACCACACCGUGUUCCUUCCAAACCCCGAACAUCACCAAGCUCAGAGAUGUCACAAACAAAACCUGUUCUGGAACCAAUUAAGUUUAGAACUGAGAAACCAAAGUCAACAAUAGUUCCUAAAGAUACACGUCCAGGGCCUUCCAAACCUAAAACUUCACCCAGUCCACGUGUUCCUCCAACUAGAGCAAGUCCAAAGGAAAGUCGACGAGUCCCUUCCAAGCCCAGGGCAUCACCAGGUCCAGAUGUACCACACACAAAACCUGCUUCUAAAGAACCACAGUAUAUUCCCUUUAAACCUAAAGCAACUCCCAUCCCAGAUGCUCCACACAGGAAGCCUGAAAUCUUUCCAACUUUUGGUGAACCAGACACUACUAUGAUUCCUCGUAUUCCUGAAAGAACAAAGGCAACAUUGGCUCCAACUGAAAAACAGUUCAUUCAUACCAGACCAAAAACAACUGAAAAAUCAAGAGUGCCACACACCAAACCUGCAAUACAUCAGACAACUCCACAACCAAUUAUUACAAAAUCUUCUACUACCACUGGGCAUUCAAAGGCAACAAUGGCUCCAAAAGAAACACUGCUCAUUCCUUCCAAACCCAAAACAUCUGUCUGGCCAGAAGUACCACAAACUAAACCUGCUCCAAAGGCAACACACCUGGGAUCAAUUAACCUUGUUACAGUUCAUGUUGUUGAUGGGUCCAAAAUACCUUUGGUUCCCAAUGAAACAUACCACAUUUCACCCAAGCCAAAAAUUGCUCAAGCAACUGAAAUUCCAUGGUUCAAUACAGCACCUCAUAAAACACGUCUCACUUCUGCAAGACCAAAGCCGUCGGAUAAAUCACAGACUAGACCUGUUUUUAGUAAAACCACACUAGCACCAGCCAGAACAAAAGCACCUGGACUGCCACAGUGGAUUGUGCCAACAACAGGUGAUAUGUAUAUACCUGAGGAUAUUACCGAGCAAGUUGCUGUGGAUGUAAAAAAACCUUGGGAAUAUAUUGAUACCUGGAAAAAACCUCUUUCUGUAACUACAUCACCUGGACCUCAGCGCCCUCCUAUACCUCCUGCCAAGCCUACACAGAUGAGAAGAAAACCUCUGCCUCCAAACACCGUGACUGGUAAACCCGGGAUUCCAGCUAAGCCUGCUGGACCAACACUGCCUGUGAGGACAGGAACGUCAUAUAGGACACCAACAGCUUUUGCAACUCCAGAGUAUUAUGUGGAUGCAACUGUCUUCAGCUCAAGUCCUACAUCAGAAACAGAUUCUUCAGGCAAACCAAGGUACCAAGCUCCCCAUGUCAAGUACAUGAAGAAAGACGAUGAUGUGCCUUGCUCUAUCACAAGCUCUCUUGAACAUUUUCCUCAAGAAGAAGCUGGAAGCAAGGAAGAACCCACUCGUCCUCCACAAAAUCCUCCAACCAAUCUCACAGUGGUGACGGUUGAGGGCUGUCCAACCUUUGUCAUAUUGGACUGGGAAAAACCAGACAAUGACACUGUUACAGAGUAUGAGGUUGUGUCAACUGAAAAUGGAGGAAGUGAUGGUGAAAAGGAGAAAUCAAUUAUCACUACAAAUCAAACCCAUUCUACUGUGGAAAACCUAAAACCUGACACAAGUUAUGAAUUCCACGUGAAACCUAGAAACCCUCUUGGUGAAGGUCCAAGCAGCAAUGUUGUGUCAUUCAGUACUGAAUCAGCGGACCCAAGAGUGAGUGAGCCAAUUUCAAUGGGAAAAGAUGCUAUCUGGACUGAAAUCCCAUUCAAUUCAGACACAUAUUCAGAAUGCAAAGGCAAACAAUAUGUCAAGAGGACCUGGUAUAAGAAGUUUGUAGGUGUGCAGCUGUGCAAUUCUUUGAGAUAUAAAAUAUACCUCAGUGAUUCACUUACAGGAAAAUUUUAUAACAUAGGAGACCAGAGGGGCCAUGGAGAAGAUCACUGCCAAUUUGUAGACUCAUUCUUAGAUGGAAGGACAGGACAGCAAGAAGAUCUACCAGUCAAAGAUGGAUUUUUCAGGGCAGUUCGUCAGGAACCUGUCAAAUUCGGAAAAAUAGGUGGGGAGACUCAAAUUAACUACGUCCGCUGGUACGAGUGUGGCACAUCAAUCCCUGGGAAGUGGUAGAUGCGACAUGAAGUUGGUGAAGAGGCCCAGCAUGUGCCACCUCCACCCCACUGCCCAGCGCAGGCUCAAGGACGGCAAUGCUUACGGUGUGCCUGGCACUUCAUGUGCCAGGGUUUAUACAAGUCUAAUGCCAAUACUGCAUUCAUUGUGUAAUAGCGUAGGCUGCUUACUGUAGUUAUCCAGUUUUACAAAUUUGUUUUUAGAUUAAAAACACAAACAGGCUAGGGACAUGCUGUAGGAUAAUGUAUAGGGAAGCUGGCUCCCUAUUCUUGAGGUAUGGUUUAUAUGGUAUUUUAAAAGAUACAGUGUGUCUAUUAUUUAUCGUGAUGUUGUAAUAAAUGUUUAAGGCACAGAUAUGGCAGAGUUGGUCAUGGAAUGCAAUGUACGUUAGUUUUUAAAUAUUUCCUGGUCUUCUUGUAAUGCAAGUGCCAUAAGCUACCUGUCCAGAUCCAUCUGUAAUGUCUCCCAGUCAUAAGUUAUAGAAAAGAUCCUACAAUUUUUAAUAUCCUGCAGCCAGUAAACUUGAAGCACUUUCUUCUUACACGUACAGUUUAUACUCCUGCCAAAAUGCUGAGGUAGGUUGCUAUAUGUGCAGCUUUAAAUUAUCAAAUUGAGGGGGGCGUCUGUUUGUUCUCAAAUGCUUCAACCCCAGCAAAAGCCAUGUUUGGCCUGUCAUUAUGGAGUCAGAGCUGCUGCCCAUGAGCGUGGCAGUGGCUGGCAGGUGGGUUUGGUUUUCUCUAAUUAAAGUGGACAGGUACAUACAUACAUGGAAUGAAACAAUGAAACUUGGCUUCCACGGUUGGGGCUUUGCAUGAAAAUGUAGUCUUCAGACACUGAGACUUACUGGUUCAAAAGCCAAAUGUAUGUACCAUGCAGGGGAACUUGGAAAGACAAAUGAGAGAGGAAAAAAAAUAAGCUAGUUAUAACAGCAUGAUCAGGUUUAUUUAAUUUAAGAAGAAAAAUUGUGAUCUAAAACAUUUUUCAUUGGGGACAAAGGGGAAAUAAUGAUAACUGAACUUUAAAACUGCUUUACAGUUACUUUGAUUAAAACCUCUCCCAAAGCUACUUGUUGUACUGCUUGAACAUUUAUGAACUAAAUAAAGAGAUGUAGGUUUUUUUU
Molecule: messenger RNA, 5788 nt
Organism: Lepidothrix coronata (blue-crowned manakin)
Lineage: Eukaryota; Metazoa; Chordata; Aves; Passeriformes; Pipridae
Gene: ABI3BP
Product: ABI family member 3 binding protein
Exons: 55
Coding region: 94-4668 (1524 amino acids)
Biological process (GO): positive regulation of cell-substrate adhesion; extracellular matrix organization
Molecular function (GO): protein binding
Source: RefSeq, a predicted model, not a curated record